This is a messenger RNA of Pseudopodoces humilis (Tibetan ground-tit), 756 nucleotides long. NCBI's taxonomy places the organism in Eukaryota, Metazoa, Chordata, Aves, Passeriformes, Paridae. The record is from RefSeq and is a predicted model, not a curated record.
AUGGCGGCGCUGCGGGGCCUGCGGGGCCUCCCGGGGCUGCGGCUCCUCCCGGGCCCGGCCCGGCCCGGCCUCGCCGCCCGCGCUCUGCUCCGCCCGCGGGGCUGCCCCGGCUCCGGCUGCGGCCCCGGCGCGGUGUCGGUGUCGUCGUUCCGGGCUCUGUCCCGGGCUCUGUCCCGGGGGUCCCUGCUGCUCCUGGGGGGUCUGGCGGGGGGGGGGUCCCUGGCGCUGGCGCUGGCGCUGGGGGGGCCCCCCCUGAGCGCGGGGGAGCUGGAGCUGCACCCCCCAAACUUCCCCUGGAGCCACGGGGGGGCCCUGGCGGCGCUGGACCACGCCAGUGUGCGCAGGGGGUUCCAGGUGUACCGCCAGGUGUGCUCCGCCUGUCACUCCAUGGAGUUCGUCGCCUUCCGGAACCUCAUCGGCGUCACCCACACCGAGGCCGAGGCCAAGGCGCUCGCUGAGGAGGUGACACCGGAACCCCGGGACCCGCACGGGGGGGAGGAUUACGUGUUCUCGCUGCUGACGGGGUACUGUGACCCCCCCGGGGGGGUCUCUCUGAGGGAGGGGCUGCACUACAACCCCUACUUCCCCGGGCAGGCCAUCGGCAUGGCCCCCCCCAUCUACGACGAGGUGCUCGAGUACGACGACGGGACCCCCGCCACCAUGUCCCAGAUCGCCAAGGACGUUUGCACCUUCCUGCGCUGGGCGGCCGAGCCCGAGCACGACCACCGCAAACGGAUGGGCCUCAAGGGUCAGUGA